Messenger RNA from Lepisosteus oculatus (spotted gar), 1489 nucleotides. Its product is annotated as 2-acylglycerol O-acyltransferase 1. The record is from RefSeq and is a predicted model, not a curated record. Gene Ontology annotation, biological process: triglyceride biosynthetic process. Gene Ontology annotation, cellular component: endoplasmic reticulum membrane. Gene Ontology annotation, molecular function: diacylglycerol O-acyltransferase activity. NCBI's taxonomy places the organism in Eukaryota, Metazoa, Chordata, Actinopteri, Semionotiformes, Lepisosteidae.
GUGAAUGACGUCACACAGGUCCCUUUACAGCUGGGGAAGUCUCUCAGCCUUGAGAAAGCUGCACGUGGUUGUCCUAUCUCCUUAUGCGACUACCAGAUAAAAUAUUGCUCCCGUCCUGGUCACCUUGUUGAAGAAACCUUUUAUAGCAGUGUUCCUCUCGAUGGAGAAAAUGACACGCUAAGCACAGGAACUAUGGCACUGAUGUUGGAUAUGCUUGCUAUGAAAGCUAUGUUGUCCUGGCAAAAAGUGAACUAGGAUGACCUAGCGUUCCCGAAGGCUGGUUAUAAUGGACACGCAAUGAAAGAGAAGCGGGGAAAAAAGUGAAUCGGCCGUAUUGAAAGGGAGCCUGCGUCUGUUAAACAUUUCUUCUUCGUGGUUCUGCUCUGUGGACUUUGUGGACUUUGUUUUUGGACAUGGUGAUGAUUGAGUUUGCUCCCCUACGUAUUCCUUUGAACAGGAGACUGGAGACUGCCGCUGUCUUGCAAUGGGUCUUCUCUUUCCUCUUCCUCGCUCAGUGCUGUAUGGUCCUGUACGUCCUGAGUGUCCUCAGCGGCUACUGGCAUUGUGCUGCCCUCUAUGGGCUGUGGCUGUACCUGGAUUGGGACACGCCGCAGUGCGGAGGCAGGAGAUCCGCAUGGGUCAGAAACUGGAGGAUUUGGAAAUAUUUCAGAGACUACUUCCCCAUCCAUCUUAUAAAAACCUGUGACCUGGACCCUGGGAAAAACUACCUGUUUGGAUUUCAUCCUCAUGGCAUUCUGGUGGCUGGGGCCUUUGGGAAUUUCUGCACGGAGCACACAGGAUUCAGGGAGCUCUUCCCUGGCCUGACUCCAUACCUCCAUGUACUUCCCUUCUGGUUCCGUUUCCCUUUCUUUCGAGAGUACAUCAUGUCUGCAGGUGUGGUUUCCUGCUCCAAGAGAGCCGUUGCACACGUGCUGGGUCGAGAAGGAGGAGGCAGUGUCUCUGUCAUCGUGAUCGGCGGAGCCGCGGAGGCCUUGGAUGCGAGGCCUGGCAGUCUGAUUUUGGAAGCGCUCCACAGGAAGGGCUUCAUCAGGAUCGCUCUCAAGUGCGGAGCACACUUGGUCCCAGUGUUUUCCUUUGGAGAGAAUGAGCUCUUUAACCAACUGAAGAAUCCUAAGGGAUCAAUAGUGAGGACUAUCCAGGAAAGGCUACGGAAGAUGAUGGGGUUCAGUUUGCCAAUCUUUCAUGCCCGAGGGGUGUUUCAGUACAGCUUUGGUUUCAUGCCCUACAGAAAACCCAUCUACACUAUAGUAGGGAAGCCCAUUGAAGUGGAACAAAAUGCGAACCCUUCAGCUGAAGAGGUGGACAAGCUGCACAGCAAGUACCUGGAGGAGCUGACCCAGCUGUUUGAACAACAUAAGGCCCAGUAUGGAAUACCCCAGCGUGAUCAUCUGAUCUUCACUUGAGUACAGGCUUAAAUACAGAGACAUUAUUUUAGACUGUAUGGGAUUAAUAAAAGUUUUAUAAAAUA